Messenger RNA from Aspergillus pseudonomiae, 1915 nucleotides. RefSeq names its product FAD-dependent monooxygenase. NCBI's taxonomy places the organism in Eukaryota, Fungi, Ascomycota, Eurotiomycetes, Eurotiales, Aspergillaceae. Gene Ontology annotation, molecular function: FAD binding. Bases 314 to 1561 code for a protein of 415 amino acids. The transcript is spliced from 2 exons. The record is from RefSeq and is a predicted model, not a curated record.
AUUUUACGAUCUGCGAUUGCGCAGAUGGGGUAUGUUGAUUCCGCGAUUGACAGUAUACACUGUGUUAAUUGGUUGUGGUGAGUGGUCUUUUUGGACCAGCCUUCAUGGAAACUAGCAUAUUUGGUUCUUCAAUGGACUGGAAAAAGAAAGGAUAUCCUUCAAAGUUGUAGCCUAUAGGAUGACACGUGAGAUCUCCUGUUACACAACGACGUAGAAGCGACUGUAUAAACUGUCAGCAUCAGCCUGUGGUCCGGAAGACCUUGAUCUGCCCGCCAUCUGCACCUUGAGUUCACCUGGGAGGACGUGGACAACCAUGGCAAAAGUGAAGAACUUUCGUGUGAUCAUCGUCGGCGGCUCCAUCGCUGGCCUCACCCUCGCCCAUAGUUUGCAGCGAUGCGGAAUUGAUUUUGUCGUUCUGGAAGCCAAUGAUCACAUUGCGCCGCAAGUCGGAGCUUCAGUCGGCAUCCUCGCAAACGGGGCCCGAAUUUUGGAUCAACUUGGUAUAUUUGACGAUGUGUUGGAAGAGACUGUCGUCGCGAAGACAAUGCACUACUGGUCUGGCACGGCCAAGCAUCUUACGACAGAGCCACUUCAAAUCUUUGAGGACAGACACGGUUACCCAAUCGCGUUCUUAGACCGGCAGAUAGUACUGCGUAUUCUCUAUUUCCGCUUGGGAGAACACCAACGCCGAGUCCACAUAAACAAAAAGGUCGUCCGAGUGGAGAAUCUGCCAAAUAAAGCUGUUGUGCACUGCGAAGAUGGGUCGACUUUCGAAGGAGAUCUGGUUGUAGGUGCGGAUGGCGUAAGGGGUAUUGUUAGAGAGGAGAUGUGGAGGUAUAUGGAGUCUCUCGGGUUGAUCAAGGAUGUUGUUACAGAAAAGUCCAGUAUGUCUGGUGAACUGCACAACAACCUCAUUCUAUUUCCGUGCUUAUUAGUGUCUCAUGAUUUAGAUAUGAAAGCCGAAUACUCAUACGUGUUUGGCAUCUCGAAUCCGACCGCUGGAGUAAAUCCCGGAGAAGCUCACCGGACCUUUGCGAAGGGUUAUUCCACCCUCACCAUCGGCGGAAAAGGGGGUCGCAUCUAUUGGUUUCUUUUUGCUAAGAUGGGCCGGUCAUUCACUGGAUUGAACGUGCCCAGGUUUAACAAGCAAGACCUGGGGGACCAUGUAGCCAAGUAUCUGCAUAUACCCAUCACACCAACUGUUCCCUUCUCGAAGGUCUAUGAGAAGGUUGAGGUCACGGCGUACCUUUGCUUGGAGGAGGAAUUUUACCUGUAUUGGAGUAUGGAUCGAUGUGUUUGUAUUGGAGAUUCGAUUCAUAAGGUAUGUCUUCAACUGAAACCUCUCUCCAGAGCUCAGGCUACGCUGACCGACCUACCGCAGAUGACUCCAAAUAUCGGCCAAGGAGGCAACAGUGCAAUUGAAACUGCUGCAUCAUUGGCAAAUUGUCUGUCCAAUUUGGUUAAAUGCUCUGAAGGACAUGACCCGAUUGCUCUCCAAAGCAUCAAUACUGCACUCAAGAAUGGCAAAAGGCCCGGCAACCCCGGGCUAAAGAGAUUCUGACGCUGGCAAACGAGGCGACUCGAUUCGAAUCGGGCGCAACUAUUAUGCAUACCAUAAUCUCGCAAUACCUGCUACCUUAUUUGUCUCGUUACCUUCCAUACCGAUCGUCUCAGAUGUUCGUCGAGGGCGAGAUUCUCGAUUUCCUCCCGGUCCCUGCGAGGGCUGUGCAAGGCAUCCGACCGUCUGGUCAGACUAAAACCGCCCUCAUCAGGAUAGUGAAGCUUGUACUGACAUGUGUACCACUUAUCGGGCUAAUCGCUUAUGCUAUUAUCUCGAUGGGACUCUUUGAGAAGGGGUUUCCCAUAGCCCUUCCGAUUCUCCAGAACGACUCAUGGACUGCAAGGAACGGGGAAA